Molecule: messenger RNA, 1426 nt
Organism: Piliocolobus tephrosceles (Ugandan red Colobus)
Lineage: Eukaryota; Metazoa; Chordata; Mammalia; Primates; Cercopithecidae
Product: condensin-2 complex subunit H2-like
Exons: 9
Coding region: 127-1023 (298 amino acids)
Biological process (GO): meiotic chromosome condensation; mitotic sister chromatid separation
Cellular component (GO): condensin complex; nucleus
Molecular function (GO): chromatin binding
Source: RefSeq, a predicted model, not a curated record
CGCCGCGCCUACGCAUUUUCCGGGGCGGGAACAGCAAAAUGGCGCCAGAACUAGUGGCGGGCUGAGGACGCCGUACCCCUCGGAAGGCGGCCCUGCGGUUCCUUUGCCGCCCGUUCCCUCCCGGACAUGGAGGACGUGGAGGCGCGCUUCGCCCACCUCUUGCAGCCCAUCCGCGACCUCACCAAGAACUGGGAGGUGGACGUGGCGGCCCAGCUGGGCGAGUAUCUGGAAGAGCUGGAUCAGAUCUGCAUUUCUUUUGACGAAGGCAAGACCACAAUGAACUUCAUUGAGGCAGCGUUGUUGAUCCAGGGCUCCGCCUGCGUCUAUAGUAAGAAGGUGGAAUACCUCUACUCACUCGUCUACCAGGCCCUUGAUUUCAUCUCUGGAAAGAGGCGGGCCAAGCAGCUGUCUUCGGUGCAGGAGGACAGGGCCAAUGGGGAUGUCAGCUCUGGGGCCCCCCAGGAGGCGGGGAAUGAGUUCCUGUCGCUGGAUGACUUCCCUGACUCCCGGACUAACGUGGAUCUCAAGAACAAUCAGGCGCCCAGCGAGGUCCUCAUCAUCCCCCUCCUGCCCAUGGCCCUGGUGGCCCCUGAUGAAAUGGAGAAGAACAGCAAUCCCCUGUACAGCCGUCAGGGUGAGGUCCUGGCCAGCCGGAAGGAUUUCAGGAUGAACACGUGCGUUCCCCACCCCAGAGGGGCUUUCAUGUUGGAGCCAGAGGGCAUGUCCCCCAUGGAGCCAGCAGGCGUUUCCAUGCCAAGGACCCAGAAGGACGCCGGGAGGACUGAGGAGCAGCCAAUGGAAGUUUCCAUGUGUAGGAGCCCUGUGCCAGCACUCGGCUUCUCCCAGGACCCAGGCACCUCUCCAGAAGGCCCGACGCCCCUGGGCGGAGGUGAGGACGAGGAUGCAGAGGAGGCAGUAGACCUUCCUGAGGCCUCGGCCCCCAAGGCCGCUCUGGAGCCCGAGGAGCCCAGGAGCCCGCAGCAGGUGGGACCCACAUGGAGGCCUGCAGAGCCUGAGCUGUGAACUGGGCAACCCUGGCUCUGGGGCUGAGUCAGCUUGCACAAGGAAGGCAGUGCUACGGCCUUGGCCCCGGGCCAUUGGUCUGGGGCAGAAGCCCAUCCGUCUUGCAGCCCGUCCUGCAGCCAGCCCUUUGGAACGGCAGCUUCCAUGUUCCUCCCCUCUCUGGACAGAACUGAUGAUCUUCAGAGCAGUGGGCUGGCGUCCAAGGGUUUGAGCCCUGCCGAGCUCACAGCUACCUGGGACGGCCGCUGGUCGCUGAGGUGCCUCUUCUGCAGUUGGGCUGGUAGGAGGGGGUGUCUGGAGGCCAUUGCUGCCUCCCUCAACCCCCAGGGUCAACUAUACCCAGCCUAGAGCCAAGAAACCCUUUUUAUUUAUUAAAACAGAAAAUCAACCCGAUGCAUACAGA